Molecule: messenger RNA, 2167 nt
Organism: Cricetulus griseus (Chinese hamster)
Lineage: Eukaryota; Metazoa; Chordata; Mammalia; Rodentia; Cricetidae
Source: RefSeq, a predicted model, not a curated record
GAGGUUUGGUAGCAGGUGCCUUUACCUGCUGAACCAUCUGGAAGCCCUGAGACUGACAUUGCUAAACGGGAAAUGCUCUCUGGUGUGGUGGUCAUCUCUAGCAAAGACUCCGUCCAGCACCAGGGAGUGUCUUUGACAAUGGAAGGGACUGUAAACCUCCAGCUCAGUGCCAAAAGUGUGGGCGUGUUCGAAGCCUUUUACAACUCUGUGAAGCCCAUCCAGAUCCUCAGCAGCACCAUAGACGUGCUGAAGCCAGGAAAGCUCCCCAGUGGUAAGACUGAGAUUCCCUUCGAGUUUCCUCUGCAUGUGAAGGGCAGCAAAGUCCUGUAUGAGACCUACCACGGCGUGUUUGUGAACAUCCAGUACACACUGCGCUGUGACAUGCGGCGGUCCCUGUUGGCCAAGGACCUGACCAAGACCUGUGAAUUCAUCGUUCAUUCUGCUCCUCAGAAGGGGAAGCUGACCCCAAGUCCCGUUGACUUCACCAUCACCCCGGAAACCUUGCAGAACGUCAAAGAGAGGGCCUCACUCCCCAAAUUCCUCAUUAGAGGACAUCUGAACUCUACCAACUGUGCCAUCACGCAGCCCCUGACAGGAGAGCUGGUGGUGGAGCACUCGGAUGCUGCUAUCCGGAGCAUAGAGCUUCAGCUGGUCCGGGUGGAGACCUGUGGGUGUGCAGAAGGGUAUGCACGCGAUGCCACAGAGAUUCAGAAUAUCCAAAUCGCCGAUGGGGACAUUUGUAGGAGUCUGUCUGUCCCUCUCUACAUGGUCUUCCCCAGACUGUUCACCUGCCCAACCCUGGAGACCACUAACUUCAAAGUGGAGUUUGAGGUUAAUGUGGUGGUUCUUCUUCAUGCUGACCACCUCAUCACAGAGAACUUCCCACUGAAGCUCUGCCGGACAUAGUCCAGCUGCAGGAGGGGACAGCCAGGUGGCCACGUGGACGUCUGUCUGGUCAUCUGCUCACAGGUGGACGUCUGUCUGUCAUCUGCUCACAGGUGGAUGUCACCCGGGUCGUCCUCUCAGGCAUCGUCCCUGGAGUCUGUAUUUUCAUGAUUUCACCUCAUUGCCCAAAGCUUGUUUCCUUGAGGUGCCUUGCCUCGGCCUUUCCUCUGGAAUGUAACAGAAUUUCCUCACCUGUGUUGCAAGAUCACAGAAAACAUUUCUGACAGCCCCAGAUGUGCCUGUUUCUCUUUAGGUUCAGUAAAGCAGUUGCUGGCCAGUGAGACCACGGAGACAGAAAGGAAUCCCUCUCCAACUUGCCCAGACUCCUGACAGCAAAAGGUCAGCAACCAGUAGGCUCACAGAGUGAACCUGUGUUACGCUCCAAGGUGUGACAGUGACUUCACCUGGAAAUACGGAGCCUUUGCAAAACCUCUCGAGUUCUUGAUAACGUUUUACUAGAACUUCAGAUGCUUUUAGGGAACUAGAAAACAACAGCUAGUCCUUGUUCUCACAGGAGUGAGGGAACCUGUGAAUGGUGGCUGGUGCUGGAGUUCUUGUGGUCUGUCCAGCUGGCACACACACUUAAUGCUGCCAUGCUCCCAGAGCAGACUGAAAGGCAAGGAGGUUGCACAGGGGGAAGAAUGCAUAUGGCUGUUCAUUACUAGGUAAUUUCUGAGUGACGACAGGAGGCCACACUGAGGAAGGAUGAUGGACUUGGUCUGUCCCUCACCCCUGAGGGACCUGUGCUUUGAGCCAGGGUUGUGGCUUCAAGUCUGUUUUCCCUCAGCCUCGCACUGUAACUCACACUUUAUGGAGAGUGUGCUGUAAUAUUUUACUUUCUUCCAAUCUCGCCGUUGUUCUGUUGGUCCACAGUUAGUGAGCACUCUGUGCAUGCUGGCUGGCCUGCUUCACAGCUUCUGAGGGGCAGGCCUAGGCAAAGCAGGCCCCGAGUGACUGUCCUGUCACGGCCAAUACGGAACUGGGGCUUCCCCGAGGAAACUGAGGAGCUUUAGAGUCACCUGACAGUGUGUUUUCGGACAGUGUAUUUUUGGCUUGUCUAUUUUUUAUGCUUACAUCAUAAUACUUAUCUAACCUUGAUGUAUUUAAACAAUCAAGUAGCCAAAAAUAGAGGCCACAGUUUCUGGUCAGUUUGCAAGGAAAAGUCAUCUUUAAUGACAUAAUUUUUUUUAAUGAAUAAAGAAUGCUAAAUAAUUUUUAAAAA